AUCUUCCACCAUCAUCAACCACUUCUUUGUCACUCCCUCGUCCUCUCUCCAUCCCUCUCAACCUCUUCACAACAACCUGCAUCGCUGUCACAGCUCGUCCUCAAGCUGCCCACAAUGAAAUUCCUUGGACUCCUCGCCCUCACGCUGGCCGCUGCUGCCCCCAUCGCGCCUGCACCUGCACCUGUGCUCGCGCCCGCCCCCGCCGCCGACGGCAUCUUCUACCACCCCCUCCCCGCGUGGACGCCCGGCCACCCCGAGCUCAACCCCAAACCCGCGUACCGGCACCAGAUCGAGGUGGACGGGCGCGUCUUCGCCGUCUCCCGGCCCACCUGGCUCGCGAGCUACCUCUCUUCGCUGCUCCCGCAGGCGUCUGACCCCGAAUCACGCGUCCUCGCCGCCCAGCUCCCACCAGACAGCGGGUACUCCUUCCACCGCACGUUCAUGUCGGACAUGCGCCACGCCGCCGCGCGCGGGUACGACGCCCUCGGGGACCGCAGGACGUAUGCCGCCGUCAUGCUCGUCGUUGCCGUGCUCAACUUUUCGAGCAUCCUUCUCGUCCUCAUGUUCUUCCGUGGACGAGACCGCGAGUGCGACUACGAGGAGGGAGCUGCCCCAGAAGGCAAGAUCAAGCUCGAGCAGUAGAUCCGCAGUGGAGGGUGAGGAGUAGACAUGUCUGCGACGCUAUAGUAGCUGUAUCACGAGUGUAAUGGACCUUUACGA
Molecule: messenger RNA, 720 nt
Organism: Cutaneotrichosporon oleaginosum
Lineage: Eukaryota; Fungi; Basidiomycota; Tremellomycetes; Trichosporonales; Trichosporonaceae
Source: RefSeq, a predicted model, not a curated record